CUCACAUCUUGUGUAAUGUUUUUUUUUUCUGAAUCUAUGUUGCUGUAGAUGAUGAAAGAAUCACAAAGUAAGGACAAUGUCACCAUUCGAUGGGAUAUUGGUCUUAAUAAGAAGCGUGUUGCCUAUUUUGUAUUUCCAAAGGAGGAUAAUGAGUUGCGGCUUGUACCUGGUGAUGAGUUACGACUCCGUUAUUCUGGUGAUGCUGCUCAUCCUGCAUGGCAGUCAGUGGGUCAUGUGAUUAAGCUAACUGCACAAGAGGAGGUUGCAUUGGAGCUCCGUGCUAGUCAGGGUGUUCCUGUUGAUGUUAACCAUGGGUUCAGUGUUGAUUUUGUCUGGAAAAGUACAAGCUUUGAUAGGAUGCAGGGAGCUAUGAAAACCUUUGCUGUGGAUGAGACAAGUGUUAGUGGGUAUAUUUAUCAUCACUUACUGGGUCAUGAAGUUGAGGUUCAGAUGGUCCGAAAUGCUUUACCUCGUCGCUUUGGUGCACCUGGCCUUCCUGAGCUGAAUGCAUCUCAAGUUUUUGCUGUCAAGAGUGUUCUUCAGAGGCCUAUAAGUUUGAUUCAAGGACCACCUGGAACUGGUAAGACUGUAACUUCUGCAGCACUUGUAUAUCACAUGGCCAAGCAAGGUCAGGGACAGGUUUUGGUUUGUGCACCCAGUAAUGUAGCUGUGGACCAGUUAGCUGAAAAGAUAAGUGCUACUGGAUUAAAGGUUGUGAGGCUUUGCGCAAAAUCAAGGGAAGCUGUCAGUUCCCCUGUUGAGCAUUUAACUCUCCACUAUCAGGUUCGACAUCUUGACACGUCUGACAAGAGUGAACUUCAUAAGUUGCAACAACUGAAGGAUGAGCAAGGUGAACUUUCCAGCAGUGAUGAGAAAAAGUACAAAGCUCUUAAGCGAGCAACUGAGAGGGAGAUUUCUCAGAGUGCAGAUGUGAUCUGCUGUACAUGUGUUGGUGCUGGAGAUCCUCGACUAGCAAAUUUUAGGUUCCGUCAGGUGCUUAUUGAUGAGUCUACUCAAGCAACUGAACCUGAGUGCCUCAUACCUUUGGUCCUAGGAGCAAAGCAGGUUGUUCUUGUUGGUGAUCAUUGUCAGCUUGGUCCAGUUAUUAUGUGCAAGAAAGCAGCUCGUGCUGGAUUAGCUCAGUCACUUUUUGAGAGACUUGUUCUACUUGGUGUUAAGCCAAUUAGGUUGCAGGUUCAGUACCGAAUGCAUCCAUGUCUUUCAGAAUUUCCCUCAAACAGCUUCUAUGAAGGCACCCUGCAGAAUGGAGUCACUGUUAAUGAAAGGCAAUCAUCAGGAAUCGAUUUUCCAUGGCCAGUUCCAAACCGUCCUAUGUUUUUCUAUGUUCAGAUGGGACAAGAAGAGAUAAGUGCUAGUGGAACAUCUUAUUUAAAUAGGACUGAGGCUGCAAAUGUUGAAAAGAUUGUAACUACUUUCUUAAAAAGUGGUGUGGUUCCAAGUCAGAUUGGUGUGAUAACACCUUAUGAAGGACAAAGAGCUUAUAUUGUGAACUAUAUGUCAAGAAAUGGUGCUCUCAGGCAGCAGCUUUACAAGGAGAUUGAGGUUGCUAGUGUUGAUUCUUUUCAAGGAAGGGAAAAAGAUUACAUAAUUCUUUCUUGUGUUAGAAGUAAUGAACAUCAGGGCAUUGGGUUCCUGAAUGAUCCCAGGAGGCUUAAUGUUGCCUUGACUCGUGCAAGAUAUGGUAUUGUUAUUUUGGGUAACCCUAAAGUUUUGAGCAAGCAGCCUCUGUGGAAUAGUUUAUUGACUCACUACAAGGAACACGAGUGCUUAGUUGAAGGGCCUUUAAAUAAUUUGAAGCAGAGUAUGGUUCAGUUUCAGAAACCCAAGAAGAUUUAUAAUGAGCGAAGGCUUUUUUACGGAGGUGGACCUGGAAUUGCUGCUAAUGAUAAUUUUGGUUCUGCUGGAGCUGGAACAAGUUCAGAUCGUCGGAGUAGUCGAGGAAGGGGAUCUUAUAUACCUCCUGGUCCACCAAAUGGAACUCAAAAGCCUGGAGUGCAUCCUGCUGGAUAUCCUGUGCCAAGAGUUCCCUUGCCUCCCUUCCAUGGUGGUCCACAAUCUCAACCAUAUGCCAUUCCUUCACGUGGGGCCGUUCAUGGACCUGUUGGGGCAGUUCCUCAUGUUCCAUCUCCUGGGAGUCGAGGAUUUGGGGCUGGUAGAGGUAAUUCUGGUGCUCCAAUUGGCAAUCAUCUUCCACACCAACAAGGCACCCAACAGCCGAUUGGGAAUAUUGGAUCUACCUUUAACUUCCCUACUCUAGAGAAUCCUAACAGCCAGCCAUCUGUUGGUGGUCCUUUAUCUCAACCUGGGUUUGCAAACAAUAUGCCAGUUCAAGGGGCUGGCCAGUCAUUUCGAGACCAAUUUUCUAUGCCUGGAAUGUCCCAGGACUUUUUGGGCGAUGACUUCAAAAGCCAGGGAUCUCAUGUUCCUUACAAUGUCACUGAUUUCUCUACUCAGGCUUCUCAAAGUGGAUAUGCUGUUGAUUUUUCCACACAAGGAGCACAAGGUGGAUUCCCUGGGAAUUUUCUUAACCAGAAUUCUCAAGCUGGCUAUUCUCGUUUUGGUUCUGGAAACGACUUUAUGUCCCAGGACUACAUGGGACAUGGUUCUCAAGGUCUUUUUACUCAGGUGGGAUUCAAUGACCCGUUGCAAGAUGAUUCAACUCAAAGCCAUUUCGGUGUGGCUAAUGCCAACCCUCUUCAGUCCCAGAUGAAUUCUCUCUACUCCCAACCUUUUGCUCACUACAACACACAGCCGCUUAACAUUCAGGCUUCGCAACAACAGUCUCAGGCUCAGAAUUCCCAAAAUCAGAAAAUCCACUAUAACGGUUGAGGAACUUUGGGAGCUUAUUGUGGCCUUGAUGGGUUAUAGUCUUUGCAAUCAACAACUGGGUUUGUGCCUGUCUUUUGUACUGAAUUACGUUUGCAAGAGACAUCCGAAGGAUUGCCUUGGGAUAGCUAUACCGAGGGAUUGGUAUAUAUGAUUUGAGUUGAUGGAGUUUUGGGGCCUUACAAAGAUACAAG
Messenger RNA from Vigna umbellata (rice bean), 3041 nucleotides. Lineage: Eukaryota; Viridiplantae; Streptophyta; Magnoliopsida; Fabales; Fabaceae. The record is from RefSeq and is a predicted model, not a curated record.